UAUAUAAUGCACACACUCACAUUUCCCUUGCCAGUUGCCAACUGCUUCCUCCCUCAGUCCACAAUAGGAAGCACAGUUUUUCGGUAUUCCUUCCCCAUACCCAUACAUUCUUCCUCAGAGUACAAGUGCACAUGCAGUUUGCACAUAGAAGGAGAAAAGAAGAAGCCAUUUGAGAGAGAAACAAAGAACUAGGAACUAGAGAGGGGGAAAAUGGAAACUAACUCAGCAUCAAAGUGGGUUUUGUGGGUGUGCUUAGUGGUGCUUCUGGGAUGUGGGCUAGUGCAAUGCAGCGUUACUUAUGAUAAAAAGGCAAUGGUUAUUAAUGGCCAAAGGAGAAUUCUCAUUUCUGGUUCCAUCCAUUACCCGAGAAGCACCCCUGAGAUGUGGGAAGACCUGAUUAACAAGGCUAAAGAAGGAGGUCUGGAUGUGAUUGAGACUUAUGUUUUUUGGAACGUUCACGAGCCUUCUCCUGGCAAUUAUAAUUUUGAAGGGAGAUAUGAUUUGGUGAGGUUUAUAAAGACCAUCCAGAGAGCAGGGCUAUAUGCUCAUCUCCGCAUUGGACCUUAUGUUUGCGCAGAAUGGAACUUUGGGGGAUUUCCUGUUUGGCUGAAAUAUGUACCAGGUAUUAGCUUCAGGACGGAUAAUGAGCCAUUCAAGAUGGCUAUGAAAGGGUUCACUGAGAAAAUUGUCAAUCUUAUGAAGAGUGAAAAUCUGUAUGAAUCUCAGGGAGGGCCCAUUAUACUAUCCCAGAUUGAGAAUGAGUACGGGCCACAAGCAAAAGCACUAGGUGCUCCCGGCCAUCAGUACGCAACUUGGGCUGCAAACAUGGCUGUUGGAAUGGAUACUGGGGUUCCAUGGGUGAUGUGCAAGGAAGAAGACGCCCCAGAUCCUGUGAUCAACACGUGCAACGGUUUCUACUGUGAUGCUUUCUCCCCCAACAAACCUUACAAACCCACGAUAUGGACUGAGGCUUGGAGCGGCUGGUUUACGGAAUUUGGAGGUCCAACCCAUGAGAGGCCAGUUCAGGAUUUGGCAUUUGCUGUAGCUAGAUUCAUACAGAGGGGAGGUUCAUUUGUUAACUAUUACAUGUAUCAUGGAGGCACGAAUUUUGGCCGCUCUGCCGGGGGUCCUUUCAUCACUACAAGCUAUGAUUAUGAUGCUCCACUUGAUGAAUAUGGUUUGAUCCGGCAGCCUAAAUAUGGUCAUCUGAAAGAACUACAUAGAGCUGUCAAACUAUGCGAGAAAGCUCUAGUUUCAAGUGAUCCCGUUGUGACUUCUUUAGGAAGCCUUCAACAGGCUCAUGUAUACUCUUCAGAAUCCGGAGAUUGUGCAGCCUUUCUUUCAAAUUAUGAUACUAAGUCAGCAGUGAGAGUUAUGUUCAAUAACAUGCAUUAUAACCUUAUUACUCUAUACACCUAUAUUUCCACUGUCAAACAUUCCCCAUCAGAUGAUACUUUCUUGUCUGAACCACAGGUUGGAGUUCAAACAUCCCAGAUGGAAAUGUUACCCACCAACUCUGAAAUAUUCUCCUGGGAAACAUAUAAUGAAGAUUUAUCUUCCUUGGAUGACAGCUCAACAUUCUCUACAGUUGGCCUCUUGGAACAGAUAAAUGUCACGAGAGAUGCUAGUGAUUAUCUUUGGUACACAACUAGUGUUGAUAUCAGUUCAUCAGAAUCCUUCCUGCAUGGUGGGAAGCUCCCAACUCUUGUUGUCCAGUCAACUGGUCACGCGUUGCAUGUUUUUGUGAAUGGACAGCUUUCUGGUUCUGCUUCUGGGACGAGGCAAAACAGGAGGUUUACAUUUAAUGAGAAAGUCAACCUACGUGCUGGAUCAAAUAAAAUCAGUCUCCUCAGUGUAGCAGUUGGAUUGCCAAAUGUAGGUGGGCAUUAUGAGACCUGGAGCACUGGAGUCUUGGGUCCCGUUGCACUGCUUGGACUUGAUCAGGGAAAAUGGGAUUUGUCCUGGUCAAAGUGGACCUACCAGGUUGGACUUAAGGGAGAAGCCAUGAAUCUUGUCUCCCCAAAUGCUAUUUCUUCUGUUGACUGGAUGCAGGGUUCACUAAUAGCCCAAAGACAGCAGCCUUUGACAUGGCAUAAGGCUUAUUUUAAUGCACCUGAUGGAGAUGAGCCACUGGCCUUGGACAUGAGUAGCAUGGGCAAAGGCCAAGUUUGGGUUAAUGGCCAGAGUCUUGGAAGAUACUGGACUGCAUAUGCCACUGGUCAUUGCAAUGGAUGUAGUUACACAGGAAGUUAUCGGCCUCCAAAGUGUCAACUGGGAUGUGGGCAACCAACUCAAAGAUGGUAUCAUUUACCGCGUUCUUGGCUAAAACCAACCCAGAAUCUGCUGGUGCUUUUUGAAGAGCUUGGAGGUGAUCCCACGAGAAUCACUCUUGUGAAGAGAUCAAUGACCAGCGUUUGUGCAGAUGUAGCUGAGUAUCACCCAAAUAUUAGAAACUGGCAGAUCGAAAGCUACGGGAGACCUGAAGAGUUCCACAAACCCAAGGUUCACCUUCGUUGUGGUCCCGGACAGUCCAUUUCUUCUAUCAAGUUUGCAAGCUUUGGAACUCCCCUAGGAACCUGUGGGAGCUUCCAGCAAGGAACUUGCCAUGCUCCUACCUCAUAUGCCAUCUUAGAGAAGAAAUGUAUUGGGCAGCAGAAAUGCUCAGUCACAAUAUCAAACAGCAACUUUGGGCAAGAUCCAUGUCCCAAGGUGUUGAAGCGGUUGUCAGUUGAAGCAAUUUGUGCCCCUGUGAAUUAAUGUGCAUACUGUAAGCAAAGAAGACAAAGAAGGAAGGGAGAGAUCAAAGGGAAUUUCAUGUUAAAGUUAGUUACACGAGUAUUUAUGAUGUGAAGCGCCAUUAUUAUUGCAUUCCAGAUUCAGGCAAGCAUUGUUUCUGGGAAGCUAGAUAGAUUUUAACUUUAUAUGGGUGCCCAUGGGAACCCUGUGUGUUGGCAUAUUCUGAGAUAAGGUAGUUUAUAGGUCCAGGACUUCAAAACUGCAAGUCCUGGUAAGAAUCUGAAUCCAUGGUCAUUUUCCUCUUUUAACAGGAAAAUGUGAACCAGGAUUGCCCUGAUUCUGUCUUCAAGGUCAUCCAAGUGAAGUUGAGUGUGUUGUCCGGGGAGAAUUUUGCCCUGGACAGAUUUCAUGUUAGGAACGGUUCCUAGUGUGUCGCCAUGUCAGUCUUUCUUUUUCUGUUUUUCCAUAUACUUUGUGCAGUUGUUGGGAGUGACCUGAAUAUCUGUCGGUAUUUUCAUGCCAAGUUGUGAUGAUUAAAUCUGCUUUUAAA
Messenger RNA from Sesamum indicum (sesame), 3286 nucleotides. Lineage: Eukaryota; Viridiplantae; Streptophyta; Magnoliopsida; Lamiales; Pedaliaceae. The record is from RefSeq and is a predicted model, not a curated record.